Mizuhopecten yessoensis (Yesso scallop) is the source of this 554-nucleotide messenger RNA. RefSeq lists its product as uncharacterized. The transcript has a single exon. NCBI's taxonomy places the organism in Eukaryota, Metazoa, Mollusca, Bivalvia, Pectinida, Pectinidae. The record is from RefSeq and is a predicted model, not a curated record. The annotation marks the transcript as partial.
UCGCUAGUUAUGAUGUCACCCUGACCGUCGCUAGUUAUGAUGUCACUCCAACAGUCGCUAGUUAUGAUGGCACCCCGACAGUCGCUAGUUAUGACGUCACCCCGACAGUCGCUAGUUAUGACGUCACCCCGACAGUCGCUAGUUAUGAUGCCACCCCGACAGUCACUAGUUAUGAUGUCGCCACUUAUGAUGUCACCCCAACCGUCGCUAGUUAUGAUGGCACCCCGACAGUCGCUAGUUAUGACGUCACCCCGACAGUCGCUAGUUAUGAUGUUACCCCGACCGCCGCCAGUUAUGAUCUCACCCCAACCGUCGCUAGUUAUGAUGUCACCCCGACCGUCGCUAGUUAUGAUGUCACCCCGACAGUUGCUAGUUAUGAUGUCGCCCCGACAGUCGCUAGUUAUGAUGUCACCCCGACAGUCGCUAGUUAUGAUGUCACCCCGACAGUAGCUAUUUAUGAUGUCAACCCGACAGUCGCUAGUUAUGAUGUCACCCCAACAGUCGCUAGUUAUGAUGUCAACCCGACCUUUGCUAGUUAUGCAACUCCUUAUUAA